Messenger RNA from Apiotrichum porosum, 216 nucleotides. RefSeq lists its product as uncharacterized. Bases 1 to 216 code for a protein of 71 amino acids. Lineage: Eukaryota; Fungi; Basidiomycota; Tremellomycetes; Trichosporonales; Trichosporonaceae. The transcript has 3 exons. The record is from RefSeq and is a predicted model, not a curated record.
AUGGGUUGCGCUUGCCAGUCUUCGGGAAACUCGUGCCAGUGCGGCGGCUCGUGUGCCGCCGGUACCUGCCAGUGCGGCACUAGCUGUUCGUGCAGCAAGCCCGCCCAGAGCAGCGGAUGCGAGUGCUCUUCGGGCUCGACCACCAGCGCCUGCGCCUGCGCCGGCGACUGCAAGUGCGCCAACUGCAAGUGCUCCGACUGCGCCAGCAAGAAGUAA